AUGCAUUCUGUUCCUAUAAGUACCAUCAUCGAUCUUUAUUGUUGUCUCGUCGCCUUUCCUCUAACCCACGCUUGUGACCACCCACGUUGGUUACUGUACUGUACUCCGAGUCCUCUCCUGGAUAGUCAUUACAUCGAGUUUACAGCGUUUCUCGACGACUUCUCCGCGGUCCAACUUCCCAUCAUAUUUGAUGACCUUCUGCUCGAAGUAUUGCCGAUUCAACCAAUAAAUCUUCCUACCGAAAAGUGAGCCUUUUUCAUUUCUUUUUUGAUAUGUGUUGAAUCUGUUCGAAAUCCUUUCUUGGAUGAAAAGAAGCACCUUUGCCUGUUCAAAAUGAUAAAAAAAAGUGAAAAAUUCUUCAAGAUUCAUUUGUGAUCUUUAGAUAAAGAAAAUUUAGUAGUAGGCAAGUUUUUUCAAACAAUAUAUAAUUGAAAGCAAUGUUUUUAUUUUUGUCUUUUUUUGAAUUGGAUAAAUCAGAAAAAAAUGGCUCUAUUAUAAUUUGAUUCAUCAUCAAAAAAAUUUAGAAGUGUAGUUUUUUUGAAACUGGAUAAGAGCGCCAUAAUUUUCAAGAAGCUAUAACCGCGUUCGAUUUUGCACAAAGCCAAAAAAAUUCGUUGAAAUUGAAUAUUGCUUUUUUUAAAAAGUUCAUUUUAAAAAAAUAUGAAACUUUCUUUUUUAAUUAACUUGUAUAUAUAAAAAAAAGUACGAAGUUACUAUAAGUUCUUUUGUUUUGGCGCGCCAUUUUGCCCGUCGUGGCGGGACCAAUUUUGACAAAUUCAGUGAUCUUUAUGUUUAUUCGACUCAAUAUGGCGGUCAAAUUUUCUUUUUCUUUAUUGAAAUGUUUCAUGUCUAUCUACAGAUUCAGUCAAAAGUAAGAAGAAAUAUAUUUUCAGGGAAAAAAUUGAAAAAAACAUGGAAAUAAUAGCUUUGCGCUUGGCAGCAUGAGAAAUAUGAUAUGAGGAAAUAAUUUUUUUAUUAUAAAAUAAUAUUUCGCAAACAUUUUUGUUCGUGUCAUUUUUUUCACAAAUUGAUGUGUAUUUUUCUAGAAGAUAAAAAAAGAGAAUAUUAAAAACUCAUAUUUAUUUCUGCUUUAACGUUUAAAAAAACCAGCGGAGAGAGAUAGUCAAGAAGUUCCUUCACUUGAUCAUCUAUUCUUCAAUUAUUUUUUUUUAUGUUAAAUAAUGGCAGUGAAUAAACUAUCUAUUAUUAUUAAGUAAACCACUGAAAUAUCUUGAUUUUUUGAUCCUAUUUCCAAUCUUGUUUUUCAGAGCGAUGCCAAGACAAAAGGCGACCCGAAAGAAGACAAAAACACCAGGUAGUCACCAUCUGGCCAGCAACAUCGCUGAUAAAGACCUGCCCCUCGACAGUAUCACGGAGUCUCUGGCGAACAUGCAGAUCGAACUGGCACCAGGAUUCCGAAAUGGAACGCCCAGAGAUGUGAAGACGGCCGACAUCAUCAGGGCUCUCAACAACUUGAAGAAGUUGGAGCACUACAUUGAGACGAAAGGUCCAGACGCUACAAUUUCGGACCUCCUGGAGCAUUUGGUCGUUAGCAACAACAAUAACAACAUCAUCCAACUCGAUUUGAAGCAAGACGAGAAGAUCGAUUCACUCGAAUUGUCCCAAUACAACGACUUGGUCUCUCGUCUCUUGCAGUACCGCAGAAGUUUCCAGCGGGCCUGUCGAAGACUUCGUGCCGACAAACAACGUCAAAGGAACGCCUACCGUCGAUUCCUGGUCUUGCUGAGCCCUGGAAUCACCGUCAGCUCCAAGUCGGCCUUCAAAACUGUUCCCAGUCAAACUGAAGAACAGCAGCAAAUUGCUCUGCAACGAAAAAUCGACUCCUCCAAGUUCAUGAAAGAGCACAAACAGCAGAUGCUCGACUACAUGGAGCAGGUCGGAUAUCUGAAGGAAAGCUUGCAGAUGGACCACAUGGACACGGUCACCUUCAUGCGGAAGAUGCAAGUCGGACCCAUGAAGAUCGGAAGCACCAAUCCCACCUACGCUCCGUUUCCAGGAGUCUCCGCCUUGUCUUCCAGAAGCAAUGGGCCUGUCAGUGAACAGGCGGUUCCUGUUUGGUGUCAUCUUGCCAAUAUGUACGCCGGAAACCCGAAUUGGCUGGCCAAUCCAACUCAGAAAAUUUCGAAGAAAAAGAAAGGUGAUACAUCCCCAGAAGCUCCAUUGUAUCCCGGCCUGAAACCCUCAAUUUUCCACUCUGUCGAAGAGCUUUCUGGAGGAUCAUCAAGCAGUUCAGAAAGUGGAGUCACUCGCCCUGUUCCUCGUACCGCGAAUUCGCAAGCUAUUCUCAAGAUUUUGAGCGAAGGAGGAAAAAAGAAGAAAAAACGGCUCCAGAGACGUGUGUACAUUUUCCAGACUCCGACUAAAGAAAAGUGCCAUCCUGUUUUCGAACUGAUGCAGUCGAAGCUGAAAGAAAAUUCUCGAGUUCAUCGUAAAGAAUUUUCAAAGAGAUGUCAAUUGAAAUGUGCGCCUGAAGUGAUUGAAGAAGAACGGCAGCCGGAACUCCACGAUUUUCCGGAUGUGACUUUUGAGGGAAGCUCCACACCGACGCCAACUCCAUCGGUUCGUCAACACCGCAGAAACGCACGUCGACGUUGCCAAAGAGUCUUCCACUUCAAGAGAUUGAACCUCCGUCACAAAAUGGUGUCUGAAGCCGCGCUCACUUUAGGACUUGGAGUGAAAGUCGAGUCGAAAGAAGGCUACGAAGCUCUUUUCUACGCGAUCACCAAGAAAACAAAGGAGUGGAACGUCUACUUGGAGGAAUUUCCAGCUCUUCACUUUGUCGACAUGAUGUUCCCUCAGUUGAUCGACGUCUUCGAUGACCACGGCCUUGCUAUCAGCGAGUUUAUUCGAUGCAAGAAGUCUCCGAAUUGGAUGAAGUACGUCAAGAUUUGCGACAGCACCAACAGCGCUCGAUCCAAAAGCGAACAGAUUCCAAUUCCAGGUUAAUUUGACCUUUUGAAAUCCCUUUCACUUCAUUUAUUCCAGGAAGAGUGCAGCUUCUCAAACCUUUGUCCCCAGCGGGCAGCGCUCUCCUUUUGGAAGACUCGAAACCAAAAUUCAUCGUUUAUCAGUUUGGGGAAGACGCCCCUAAGUUCAGAGGUUUGAAACUUUUGUUCAUUAUCGAGAUUUUUCAUUUGAUUGCAGAUCUGGACGGUACUGUUCUGAUGAACAGAGCUUAUGCGGCUGAAGAUCUUUUCGAUACUAAUGCACCAAGCGACACGAGUGAGUAUUUAUUGAUCACUAUUUUUUUCUUUGGAAACCUAUGCACAUUCUUCAAUGAAAAGCACUAGUUCGACUUUUUUGCAGUAAUUUCAUUAUUUGUGAACUUUCGAGUAAUCCGUAUUGGGCGAUGAGUGAGACAAGGUGUAACUAAAAAGCAUUUUCACCUUUUCAGCGCUCUCAUUGGUAAAUUAAUUACUACUGUAACCAAUAAACACGCUGAAAAAACGAGAAACUGCAAAAAUCAAAAAAUAUUGAGUGCGUCAUAAUUAUUGAAACAUCAAUUUUUACGAUUUCCAAUGAGUUUAGUGGAAUUUUUUCAAAUAGUUAUCUUUAUCAUUAAGUUUUACUUUUUUUGAAGUUUUAUAUAAACUUUGCAAAAAAAUAAAAUUUAAUGCCCUAAUCGUACUUUUGUCAGGCUCUUCCGUCUGCCCUUCUCCUGAAAUCGACGUCGUUCACUAUUGA
This is a messenger RNA of Caenorhabditis auriculariae, 3705 nucleotides long. The record is from the annotation of a GenBank genome assembly. Lineage: Eukaryota; Metazoa; Nematoda; Chromadorea; Rhabditida; Rhabditidae.